Salvelinus namaycush (lake trout) is the source of this 821-nucleotide messenger RNA. It is a transcript of the gene kiss1, whose product is annotated as KiSS-1 metastasis suppressor. The record is from RefSeq and is a predicted model, not a curated record. The transcript has 3 exons. NCBI's taxonomy places the organism in Eukaryota, Metazoa, Chordata, Actinopteri, Salmoniformes, Salmonidae. Bases 156 to 503 code for a protein of 115 amino acids.
GACGAUGACGCAAGUGGUCUCCCUACAAAAGCCCCUUUGGGGUGGGUAGUGAGGACACCGUCGGAGUGGUCUACAUAUCUUUCCUCUUCAGGCGGCUCCACAGGGAAACAGAUACAUUAAGCCAAGCGGUGGGUUCCAGGCUAACACCACCAACCAUGCUGCAGCUCACCGUGGUUCUGAUGUUAAUCGCUUCAGUAACAGAGACUUUCCCCGCUAGCAGCCUCAGAUACUCCCACUAUACCCAAGGGGAGAGUCCAGACAAUGCAAUGCUAAAAGUCUUGAGAGAUGUAUCCACUGCAUCAACAGAGGGCCCACCCCCUGACAAACUUCCUGCUCUUCUACCCUAUGACGUAGACAAUCCACUGCUAGAGGCGGAACUACCCAGAAGGGUGUGGUGGUGGUGGUACCCAGCGAAGCCCCAACCACAAAACAGGAUUCGUCAGAAUCGAGCAUGGAGGUCCUCAUACAACCAUAACUCCUUCGGCCUACGUUAUGGAAAAUGAUUAUAAAAAGUUAUUACGUCUCUCAGUUAUGUACUUGAUUAUAUUUUGAACAGUGCCUGACAAUAUGAUGUAGGUAGAUAUAUUUAUGUGUAAAAAGCAGACAAAAUUCCAAGGCCUACACUUGAAAUAUUGCUAUAUCAUCUAUGACGAUUCAUGACAGCUAUUGAUGAAAUUACUUUAUAAUGACUUUAUCAUUUCUUGUUUACAACAGCCACUGUCAUGUGUUACCCAUAUGUGUGUGUGUUUUGCGACAUGUUUCCGUUCUGAUAUGUGAUAGUUUUAUGAAUGCAACUGGAAAUCAAAAAGAUGACACCAUUC